AUGGAUCCCCGAUCGCACCCUUCGCGACCUCCAUCCACCACCCUGCCUCAGGGCUCCACGCCACUCUCGGGAACUCCAAUCUCGAGUAUGCCUAGUAUGCCUCAGUACUCGAUGCAGCAGCAAUACUCGGUGUCACAGCCUCACACGCUGCCUCCUCUUCAGCCUCAUCAUUCUCAGUCGCCCUCAAACCACCCCUACAUGGCUCAGGGUCCUUACCGCCCAGACUUGUCUCGGUAUCCCGCGUCCUCACACGACAUGUACGGGGGCUCUUCAGCUCCUAUCAUGUCGCAUGGUGCCGGUCAGCCGCCGUCCUUCUUGUCGCAUCCUAAUCAUACACAGGCCCACCCCUCACAGUACCCUCCCCCUCCCAAUGGUCUGCCUCCUACCUCGAGCGCUCAGAGCUACCCGCAACCCAUCGCCCCUGCUCCUCCGCGUGACCGUCGCGACUUCAACGGCAUGCCCUCCGGCGCCUUCAGCUACUCUGAUGGCAAGCAAUGGGGCAUGACUCCCGAAGUAAAUGGCGGCAAUUCCCCCUAUGGAGCGAAGGAACCCCCCAGGACACAGGUUGUGGGUUCUCAGGGUCGUCGUGGUAUUCUGCCGAGCGUUCCGGGCCGCGCAACUCCGGUCACCAACGGCGUCAAUGGUUCCGCAAAGAACACUACCAUUCCGGCCAAGGACGCCGAUGGUAAAUUUCCUUGCCCGCAUUGUAACAAGACUUACCUGCACGCGAAGCACUUGAAGCGUCACCUUUUGAGACACACCGGUGAUCGCCCCUACAUGUGCGUUCUCUGCAAGGAUACCUUCUCUCGCAGUGAUAUCUUGAAGCGUCACUUCCAAAAGUGUUCCAUUCGACGGGGCAACCCCACCGGCGCGACCCACUUGUCGCACCCUCAAGCCCAUCUCAAGCGUUCACAACAGGCGGCUGCGGCUGCGGCUGCGGCGAACCCCGCCAAGCCUAUUCAGGAUGAAGUCAGUAAUCCCGUUCCAUCUCCUCAUGGUGUUAUGGUUGGGCAGUAUGAUGGCAAUGGUAUGAACGCUGGCCGCCAGGCCUACGAUCAACAGCACAUGGGGUUCAAUAUGUCCCCGGCCAACGGUUUGCCCCGUGGUCCGGGUGACAACGCGUACGCCGAUCCGUCCGCGCGAGCCUCAUGGAUGGCCAAGCAGAAUCCAUACCUCAUGCAGCCCGGUACCGAUGUCCAUGGUCAGCAACUGAGUGUUGAUCGUUCUAUUGAACAGGUAAAGCCCCUUGUCGCCGACCCAAAGAUGACCGGCAUGCCCGGUCCCCACCCGAACCAGCAUGUUGACUGGACGAUGUAUCACCAGCAUGGCCCCAACGACGGCUACAUGACCCCUGUCUUUCCCCACUCCAUGGCAUCCGGCCAAGAGUCGAUCCACGCCCCCGUCGACGCCGAUCGCAAGUUCUACCCCGCCACGACUGCUGGCGGCCCCGAGAGCGGUAUGAAUGGACUGUACCUGGCUUCGACUACGUUGAGCGGUGAUGGUACCGUCCAGCCCGCUCGCCAGUAA
Messenger RNA from Penicillium taxi, 1527 nucleotides. RefSeq names its product C2H2-type zinc finger protein. Gene Ontology annotation, biological process: regulation of transcription by RNA polymerase II. Lineage: Eukaryota; Fungi; Ascomycota; Eurotiomycetes; Eurotiales; Aspergillaceae. Gene Ontology annotation, molecular function: DNA-binding transcription factor activity, RNA polymerase II-specific; RNA polymerase II cis-regulatory region sequence-specific DNA binding. Gene Ontology annotation, cellular component: chromatin. The transcript has 3 exons. The record is from RefSeq and is a predicted model, not a curated record. Bases 1 to 1527 code for a protein of 508 amino acids.